This is a messenger RNA of Stylonychia lemnae, 3885 nucleotides long. NCBI's taxonomy places the organism in Eukaryota, Ciliophora, Spirotrichea, Sporadotrichida, Oxytrichidae. The record is from the annotation of a GenBank genome assembly.
AUGUGCUUUCAAGCAACUGUAAAUUAACCCAGUUUAAACCUUUUAGUCGUUGAUGACUUUGAAAGCCUGCUUAAAAUGAGCAACAAUAAUCAUAAGUUAAGUGUUAAGAACUCUCCCUCCAAGAAGGCACAGAAUUAGAUGGUAGGAAUACAAGGCAAUUCAAUCAAUCAAAAUUUCCUAAAUCAAAGCAACAUCCCACUCAAUCAACUGCCUAAAGUAAAAGAUUUAGAAAUGUACAAAAGCCUUAUAAGUCCUCAAUAAUCUGUUGCAAGUAAUAUUAAUAUAGAAUAACAGUUUAUAGCACUUCACAAGAAGGCAGCGACCACAACUUAAUCAAAGCUAGCAGAAUAUAUUAAGGGUGCCAGCAAGAGCAAGAACCCAAGCUUGAAAUAAUCAGCAGUUGGUUAUACAACAGCCAUCAAAGAUGGAACUAAGGCUAUUAAUGGACCAUCAAGAGCAACUAAGCAUGCAGCUUUCACCUCGUCUCAUACUCCUAUGCAAUAAAGUAUAGAAAGAAUAGCAGGUGUAUAAUCUAGUCUAGAUGCUCCGAGUCACUCUUCAAUCAAUAGAUAUAACAACAUUUCAAUUUAGUCAUAUGUAGAGCAAAAAUCGGGUAAAAAAGAUUCAAUUAACAAAAAUUAAAAAAGUUUGAGAAUCGUAGGACAACCUCAUAGAUAACUGAAGUAAACCUAGAAUGCUAUAAAAUAUAAUCAGAUAAUGAAGAGUCAGACACCAACAUAGGAGUUCAUUGUGGAUUAGAGAUUUAUGAUAAAUAACACCUAAAAUAAGAAUUACUUUGACAUUGACAAUUUAUUCUUUGACGGUGGAACUGGUGCUAUUGGUUAGAAGAAGUAAGAAAACAAUAAGAAGCAAUAUGAUCAGGCAUUCUCAGUUAAAGUCAGUCCAAUGAAUAAAGUCAUUUAAAAUACCUUUCCUGCUGCUGUAACUGCAAUGAGAGUUUAGUAGAAUUAGUCUUAACCUAACUAAGGCAGUCAACCUGAUAUAACUUAUCAUAAAAGAAUCAACAGUUAAAACAUUUAAAAGAUCCAAAAUUAAGCAUUUCAAAAGCAAUACACUAAUCUUAACUAAUGGAGGAAGUCUGCUCUCAGUUAUAAAAAUUCAUAGAUUCAAGAAGUAGAUCAUCCUUACGAGGAAAUAGAUCAGGACAUGUAAAUUAAGAUAGUUGAGAAUAUGAGAACUCCGACAGUUUCAAACAGAUUUUUCAUUGAAGGAUUUACUAGCAACGUUACAAGUCCAAUGAUUCAGUAGCAUAAAUAGUUAGGUAAAUAAAAAAAGAGCGUCAACUAUAUAACUAAAGAGUAAAGGAAAAAGAAUAUUUCUGUUGAACCUCCUGACCUAUAGGAUUUCGAUUAUAAAGUUUCUAAAUUCGAUAAUUACAAGCCUAAGAAUGGCAAGGGUUUUGAUGAUAUAAUUAUGCCAGUUUAUGAGAUCCAAAAAUAAAUAUAAAGUCAAGUACUAAAUAAGUCAGGUAAAGGUAAAGACGACUCUUAUGGAACUAAUACGAAUAAAUCAUCAUCUAUAUAUCAGAGACCAUUAGAGAGGACAUAUGAAGAAAAUGAAGCAUUUAAAUUUGCUGAUUUAGAGGUUGAAAGGAUCAAUGUAGUAGGAAACAAGAAAAAGGGCCAAGUCCUAUCAAGUAAUAACUCUCCAACUAAGGGAGAUAAUCAGGUAUUUGUAAAGCAAAACAAACUAUUCUUUGCUAAUGUCUCAAGUCAUCUGUAAAAGUAGAUUGUUUCAAAUCCAUCGUCAGUUCUUAAGCAGUUUAAAGAUGACAAGAAAAAGAUCAUACUAAGUAAAGAUAAAGUUGCUUAUAAUGGAUCUUCAAUGGGUUAGCCUGCAUUAUCGCAAUCUUAGAAAAUCAAUGAUAUGAUUAGAAUUAAGAAUAUCUCAUAGAACUAGAUUAAGAAGAUCAAUGACUUUUCAAGUACUGGCUCCAAUAGCAAACCCUAGACAUCUAUGAAGUAAUACGAAGAAAUCAAAAAGUAAAAUCAAAAUCUUCCCAGGAAAAUAUCCUAGCCUACAAACUAAAUAAACAAGAUGAGUGAUCUGAAUCUUUAAAAAUAAAUGAACAGCGAUUUAAUAAAUCCAAUUAGAUAGGCAGUUAAUAGGAAGAUCUAUGACGUUAAUGACAUUUAAAGAUAAUUGGAGGAGUUGACUGAGGAUGAAGACGAAAUCAUGAAAAAGAGCCCUCGAGCUCAGGAAAUAUGGACCAUUAAAAGGCUUAUCAAAAUAUCAUUUAAAAGAGAUGAGGCUCCACCAAACACAAGUGUUUCAUUCUAUAAAAUUGGUAGGUUGUUAGGGAGGGGUGCUUUCGGUAAGGUCAAUCUCGCACUUCAUAAGCUGUCCAGAAAACUUGUAGCAAUUAAGUCUAUUAAUAAGAAGUUUCUAAAGGAUGAGCACUCUUUGAGAAAAAUUGAGAAUGAAAUAUCUUUACUUAGACUUAUGAGACACAAGUCAGUUGUUAAGUUAUAUGAAACGUUUGAAACUGAAAAGCAUUAUCUAUUUGUUAUGGAACUUUGUUCAGGAGGUGAUCUGUUAUCAUAUGUAAGAAAAAGAAGAAAGCUUGCAGAGCCAGUAGCAAAAUAUCUAUUCAAAUAAAUAAUAGAGGGAAUCGGCUAUAUUCAUUCUAAAAAUAUCAUACACAGAGAUAUCAAACUUGAUAACAUACUGCUUGAUAAUAAAGGACAUAUAAAGAUCGCUGACUUUGGUGUAGGGAAAUUCUCAAAACCAGGAAAUAUUCUAUAUGACUAAUGUGGAACCCCAGCUUAUAUCGCUCCUGAAAUUAUAGCUGAAGAAGGAUAUGAAGGUGGAACAGUAGACUUAUGGAGUGCAGGAGUAGUUUUGUUUGCUAUGCUUUAUGGUAACGUUCCUUUCAAGGGUGCAGAUAUGAAAGAGCUUCAUAAAUAAAUCUUGGACGCUGAUUAUCAACUCAAGGAUGAAAUAACAGCUGGUAAGUAAAAUUCUUAAUUAAUUUAAUUAGAGGCCAAAGAUUUAAUUAAAGGACUCCUGACUAGAAAUCCAAGACAAAGACUCACGGUUCCUCAAGCUUUAAAGCAUCCUUGGUUGGCUAAAAUUGAGGAUAAUAGUAAGCUUAUUUUCAUGAAUAACUAAUUAAAAGUGAAUAUAUUCAAUGAAAGUGAGAAGACCGUAAUCUAAAAAGAGUUCAGCUAUGUAGAGGAUAAUGAGAAGAAUCUUUAAUCAUUUAAUCUUCAUCAAUCCUUCAAUUUUACUGAUAGGAACUUGAACUCUACUUAGCAUGCUCUGCUCCGAAAUCUGUCAUCUAAGUCAAUUAUCUUGGCUCCAUUCAACACCACCAGAUCGAACUUCAAGGAAAUUCUAACUCAAUCAGUGUAAGAAUUGAUUGUGGAGAAGAAUUAAAUCAUCAAAUUCGGUAUGAGAGUCAAAGAGAUUGACAAGAAUUAUGAACUUAACAAUAACUUUAACUUGGAUAAUGGAGUCUUUAACAAAUUUGCUCAGGCUGCUGAAAAGAAAGCUCUUGAAAAUAAUAAUCAAAUGAGAUAGUCAAGAUAACUAUUCCACACUUAAAAUUCUAGUAUGCUGCAAAUGGAUCAGCUUGAGAAGCUGAAAAAUCAUGAAGAAAAUGCAAAGUACUUUGAUCAAGAAUUUGUAAUAGGUAAUUAACGUUUCGCCUAAUUUAUUCAAUAAUAGAUGAUAACUAUGUUUAUCUAAUAUCAAGGUUCGGAUAUCCUGAGGAGUACAUAAGAAAAUGCCUUGAGGAUAAUGAUGCUAAUUACUGUACUACAACCUAUUAUUUAUUAGCGAACGAUACUCCCUUAAUUGAUUGAUUUAUAAUAUAUUAUUUUUAAGUUUUGUAUAAAUAUAUUAAUCAACUAUACUAUUUGA